AGAUCUGUUUUCUACAGCUCCACACUGACGCUCAGGGUGCCUGCAAGCACUUCUACACAUCAUAAACAUUCCGACACAGCUGACAGGACAACUCCACCUGCUCUGCUGAUCAGCUGCGACGCAAGUUCUGACUUUUCUUCAUUUUUGAUUGGGGGAAAUGAAACUUGAGGUUUUCUCCGCGCACCACUUUGUGAAGAAGCCACUGGAGCUGUGCAUGGAGCCAGAAGGAGGGCUUCCCUCUCCUCUGUCCGGAGACGAGCUGGGCUCCGACGGGGACUGCGUGGCCAACAGCCCGGCACCUGUCACUCAAAGCAGCGAGGGCGGCAAAGGGAAACCCUACACCCGCAGACCAAAGCCCCCUUACUCCUACAUCGCCCUCAUCGCCAUGGCCAUCCGGGAGUCCAGCAGCGGUCGCCUGACACUGGCAGAGAUCAACGACUAUCUGAUGAAGAAGUUCCCGUUCUUCCGCGGCAGCUACACGGGCUGGAGGAACUCCGUGCGUCACAACCUGUCACUCAACGACUGCUUCCUCAAAGUCCUCCGGGACCCCUCCCGGCCCUGGGGCAAGGACAACUACUGGAUGCUGAACCCGCACAGCGAGUACACCUUCGCUGAUGGGGUGUUCCGGCGCAGGAGGAAGCGCAUCGCCAAGAAGGGUCCUAAAGAGCAGGAGAGCCCGGACAUGCUGAGUGGGAACACCCGGCUCCCCGCCCCUGAGGAGAGAGUGGGGGUCAAGUUCUCCAGCUCCUUCGCCAUCGACAGCAUCCUCAGCACGCCGUUCAAAAGGAGAGAGGAGCACCACCCUGACGCACAGAACCCCACCCCACGGAUGUACUGGCCCCCAGGGGCCCACACACUGCCUUACGCUCUGAACUAUUCGGUCCAGCAUACGUAUCUUUCCGAGGCGGCGUACAGCAGAACCGAGCCCGGUAGGGAUCCGUACCUGCAGGCAACAGCCGCUGGCAGGGCCGCACCUGACGCCGCCUUCAAGGUGCCCAGCAGAGCCCGAGGCUUCCACAUAGACUCCCUGCUGUCAUAAAAACACAUAGACUGCUCCUAGAUGGGCGUUCCCAUCGCCCCCAGCGCUUUACUUAUUUAACUGUACGGGACUCAUAGUGACCAAACUACUGUAGAGUCGAAAGCAAACGCUUUGUGUUGUCAACAUAGAUCUGGUGACAAACUAAAAACAUUGUCAUCAGGUUUUUCUUUUGUGUGUGUGAGUGUGUGCGCGUGUUAGUUGUGUUUGUCAUCAUGUAUUCACGGUUCGUUGGUCAUUUCCUUAGUUUCUUAAAAAAUAAAUCUGUCGCUUUAUUUAUAUUUUCAUGUUUUGUAUGAACUGCUGUAAUGUAUAAUAUGUAUAAUAUAUUAAAUAUUGACGACGCCGCAUUUAUGCGGCUGCACGAGAAAAUGCAUGGAAACAUGAAAAGGUUUUCCAAAGGCUGAUUGAUUGGACGGUUGAUUGAUAGAUGCAUGCUUGGUAUUUUUAUGAAUAAAAAACAUGAAACAAUGGGA
Girardinichthys multiradiatus is the source of this 1512-nucleotide messenger RNA. RefSeq names its product forkhead box protein Q1-like. Gene Ontology annotation, molecular function: DNA-binding transcription factor activity, RNA polymerase II-specific; RNA polymerase II cis-regulatory region sequence-specific DNA binding. Gene Ontology annotation, biological process: cell differentiation; regulation of transcription by RNA polymerase II; anatomical structure morphogenesis. The coding region runs from base 158 to 1039 and encodes 293 amino acids. Lineage: Eukaryota; Metazoa; Chordata; Actinopteri; Cyprinodontiformes; Goodeidae. The transcript has a single exon. The record is from RefSeq and is a predicted model, not a curated record.